GCUGGGCUUAUAGCUUUAUCUGUCAAUUGUUGAUAGAUUGUAUAAAAGCGUGUUUUGAGGGUGCCUUGUUAUCAUUUAGGCACUUCGUUUGCAGCUCGUCGCAUCGAUACGUUGAUCUUAUGAGCAUUAAUGUUGGCUGACACUAAACAUAAGCUUAAGCAAUAAUAACUUGAUAUCAUAUUCUGUUUUAUUUCAAUUAAACGAUGCGUAAAUCGGUUUUGUUCAUCAAUAUGAGGAUUUUAAGAUGCGUUUCGCUUAUUGCUUUGAACUUCAGUAUUGUAGUAGCUAUGCCAGAACUCACAAGCAUUGCUGGCGCUGCAAUAGGUGCAUUGAAAGAGCGAACCAGACGCGAUUCUGCAGCGGGCACAUCCAAUUUAACUUACACAGGUUGUGGUCACUGGUCACAAUGGAUCAGCCGCAAUACGCCGAUGUCCCCAUUUAGCCGCGAAGAGGAGCACUUUACGCCGGAUGACUUACAAAAACUUUGUCCUUCUGGAAUGGUCAAGGAUUUUCGCUGCAAAGAUGAAAAAGGGGAAGCGAUACACGAUAUAAUUAAUGAAACAAGUGUCGACAAAACGUUCGUAUUUUACUGCUACAACAUGUCUUCUACGUGUUACGUGCUCAAUUCAACAGGGGCAAUAUGUCCAGAUUAUGCAAUUAAAAUAAGAUGUGAAUGUUCAUCAACAACAACAACAACACCAACACAAUCAUCAUUGCCUUGGUCAGGCAGCGGAAAUGGAACAAGUGUUUCAGAAAUGGGAAGAGUAACAAUAGGUAUUGGUCCAGGCAGCGGACGUGAGACAAGCAAUUCCGGAUCAGACGUUAGAAAAGGAACAAGCGGUUUGGAAACGGGAAGUGGAACAGGCGGCUCAGAAGCGGUAAGUGAAACAAGCCGUUCAGGACCAGGAAGUGGAACAGGCGGCAAUCUAUCGGGCAGGUACGACAGUUUCGCUGGAGCCUCUUUCGCCGAUGGAAACUUCUCAGCUGGCGGCACCAGCACGCCGUGGUUGCUUAUUCCACUGGUCGUAUCUUUGGUCCUCUUUGUCGUCAAUCUGAUCCUGGUCCUGUGUGUUUACAACAAGCUAAAAAUGCAGAUUAGAACCAACCAGGUUAGACCUAUAUAACAAUAUUUUCAACAACCAUUGCAUAACUCUAUUUGGAGGACACAUUUUCAUUAUUUACCAUUAUAAUAAUAUCAGAAUCUAUUUAACUGACGCAAGUGUGUAUAUGCACAUAUUUGUUUGGUUUCUGAGAUAAUUGUAAUGGUUAUACUCGAAUGACCUUCUUUUUAUACUUGCAAGAUGUGUCAUAUCCAAACUAAAUGACUUUUUGGAAUGAAAAGUCUUGAGUGUUGUUUUUUGUUCAAAUGAUACAUGCACGCUUUUUCCUUUUCUUCGUAACAAAUCGUGGUUGUGAUAAAAACAACGAUGAGCAUGUAUUUAGUGUAAACGUGUUUCCAUAAUAAUAAACAAAAGCACAGAAGCAACUUCAAGGUAAACAUUGUUAUGGAACAAAUCGAUGUAAUCAUCUGCAUAAAGAGCACAACCGUGCAGGCAGAAUUUGAAAUUGCCAAGCAAUAUUCCAUUGUUAACUUCACAAUUGUCCUUGAUUGAAAAGCAGGGCAUCAGGAGCUUAUUAAUGUAUGGAGGCAAUUCAGUGAAACAUCCGUAUAUAUGUUUUGUAAUAAGUUGCUAUCAUACACAAACAGAGUAAAAUGAAGCGACUACCUACGUUACAACGUAUGCUAUGAAUGAUAAUAUGCUGUAAAUGUGCUGUAUAUAGGAAACAACAAGAUGAUUGCAAAUUGAUUUAACAUCAAUUGUGUUUAUUGACCAGCCGUAUAAUUAUGCCAAUUCAAGAAAAUAUAUGGCAUUUUUGAAAAGAAA
Dreissena polymorpha is the source of this 1886-nucleotide messenger RNA. RefSeq lists its product as uncharacterized. The coding region runs from base 204 to 1124 and encodes 306 amino acids. The record is from RefSeq and is a predicted model, not a curated record. The transcript has 3 exons. Lineage: Eukaryota; Metazoa; Mollusca; Bivalvia; Myida; Dreissenidae.